Molecule: messenger RNA, 781 nt
Organism: Gossypium raimondii (Peruvian cotton)
Lineage: Eukaryota; Viridiplantae; Streptophyta; Magnoliopsida; Malvales; Malvaceae
Product: MLP-like protein 31
Exons: 2
Coding region: 118-516 (132 amino acids)
Biological process (GO): defense response
Source: RefSeq, a predicted model, not a curated record
AUCAAACAAACUACUCCCACAUCAAACAUUGUUAGUGAAACAAUGGCAUCUUCAGCUCUGACAGGUAAGAUUGAGGCAGAUGUAGAGAUUAAGGCUUCUCCUGGGUAGUUCCAUGAAAUGUUCACCCACAAACCGCACCAUGUGCACCAUACUUGCUAUGACAAGAUUCAAGGAUGCGAUUUACUUGAAGGUGAAUGGGGAAAAGUCGGUACCAUUAUCAGUUGGCGUUAUGUGCAUGACGGAAAGGCUAAAGUUUCAAAGCAGCUAGUUGAAGCGAUAGAUCCUAGUAAGAACUUGACCACUUUCAGAGAGAUAGAAGGAGAUCAACUGAAAGAGUAUAAGAGCUUUGUAGCCACGCUUCAAGCCUCGCCUAAGAACAAGGGUAGUGGCAGCAUAGUGCACUGGACUGUGGAAUACGAGAAACUGCACCACGGGAUUGCACAUCCCGAGACUCUGUUGCAAUUCUUGGUGGAUGCCUCCAAGGACAUUGAUGCUCACCUCACCCAACCAAACUAAAGGAUCGAUUAAGAACAUCCUAUGUCCGUACUGCUAUACUACUACUACUACCUGAAGCAGUACUAAUCUAAUUAAGAAUAAAAUGACAGCCACCUUUCUUCUUUGUUUCAAUUCGAAUAUGUAUACACGUUUGGAUCAAUAUGCUGUCAAAGAGAGGGAGCUUUAUUUUCUUAGUAUUUGUUGUUUAAUUAUGUACCAGGUUGAAUGUACGAACCAUGUGCUUGUGUGUUAUAUUUUAUAAUAUAAAAGUAUGGUUUGGUUACAA